Molecule: messenger RNA, 975 nt
Organism: Syzygium oleosum
Lineage: Eukaryota; Viridiplantae; Streptophyta; Magnoliopsida; Myrtales; Myrtaceae
Product: agamous-like MADS-box protein AGL82
Exons: 1
Coding region: 1-975 (324 amino acids)
Biological process (GO): positive regulation of transcription by RNA polymerase II
Molecular function (GO): DNA-binding transcription factor activity, RNA polymerase II-specific; protein dimerization activity; RNA polymerase II cis-regulatory region sequence-specific DNA binding
Source: RefSeq, a predicted model, not a curated record
AUGGGUCGUGGCAAAUUGGUUUUAGAGCUUAUCCCAAAAGAGAAAGCACGAAGAAUCACCUAUGAAAAGAGGAAGAAGGGCCUGAUGAAGAAAGCACAAGAGUUCACGACCUUGUGCGGUGUCAAUACAUGUAUGAUUAUCUAUGGCCCCGCUGGGACUGCCGCCGACACUGAGCCCGAGAUCUGGCCUGCAAGUCCCGAGAAGGUGAAGCUCGUCAUCGAACAGUACAAGAGCGAGGGGGCAGACCGCCGUGCCAAGAGGACAGUCGGUCUGCCUGAGUUCUUCGUGAAUCGGAAGAGGAAAGUUGAUGCCGAGCUCACCAAAGCCCGGCUAGCGAACUGGGAGGCCAAGUACCCAGUCUCGGAGGCGCUGAUUGAGGGCCUCUCCGAGGAAGAACUGAGGAGGCUGUUGGGUUCCCUCGGCCACAAGCUCGAGGCGGCCAAGACGAGGCUGGCCAUGAUGAAGGAAGACGCGAUGAAAAGAUAUGAUCAUCACAUACACGAUCAUGUGUAUCAUGGCUUGUUUCAGAACCAGAUUGUGCCAACCCCAAUGAAGCAGCCACCACUUGAUGUCAACCCAUUACAUCUAGACUUACCGUAUCAUAUGCAGCAACAACAACAAUCCAUGUUUGAUCCAGACUCUGUCAACUCUUCAAUCCAAUGCCCGAAGCACUGCCUCUGUGGCAAUGUCUUGCCUGGGCAGAACUUCCAGUUUGCCACCCUGGAGGGGAUAAUGCACUUGGAUACCUCGGCAUACAGCCCCAUUCCGGGCAACGUGUCUAUGGAGAGUACUCCAAGCAUUGGGGAGUGCUACAACGUACUGAUGGUCCAGCCAGCCCCGCCGUUCUCGGUGAUGCAGGGCGAUCUUAUCCUGACCCAGCUGAUGCAGUCUCCCUCAAAGGGCAAUAAUCAGUUUCAUGAUUAUCACACAAGCCUCCGAGCAAGAAGAUCAGAGUGUCUUAGUUACUGCUUUUGA